CCCGGUACGGUUAUCUUCAAGAACCAACUAUGCACGAGGAAUAAUGAAUCACGACAUGUGUCAUCCAUAGGUUGAGAUAUAUUUUGUGAGCUACACCAAUUCUAGUAAAUUAAUCGUUGCUCUUCAAGAACCUAUGACAGAAUGUGAUAUGAUGGGUCAGUGCACGAAUCAAUGCGAUCAGAUAUUAGUCAUCAAGACUGAGACCAAACUGCCGAUAGAGCUCAGAAACAGUCGUGCCUUGGACUUCAGCCAGUUUGCCCAGCAGGAGCUGCCCGGCAUCUUUGAUCUCAUUGUACUCAUGGAGGUGCUCAAUGUACUGCUGGAGCUCGUCCUCACUGUACUCCUGAGACAGUUCCUCAAUCUCAGCCUCGUUAGCUCGUAUCUGCUCCUUGAGUCUUGCUAUAUCAGCUCUGAGGCUCUCCUCAGUCUCUGCCGUCACUCUGACUGUGUUGGAUUGAGUGCUGCGUGACCGAACGGGCGUGAGGGAAUAUGGCUUAUGUCUCGCCGAGCCAGUGACACCUGAGCUGGGUGGUGUGGCCUUGAUUGACUGCUGUGCUGUUGGGAUUUUACUACUAGAGCUGUUGCCUGUUGGUGUACUGACAGAGGUAGUGUCUGUGGAUGAGGUGGGUGAUGUUCUGAGAGGAGACUUGAAGGCUGCAUGGACUUUAGAGGAGGAGGCUGAGAGUCUUCGAUGAGGUGGUCUGAAGGUAGUUCUCUGGGCUGGGUCUCUGGCUGGAGUAGUCACUGCUCCUGUGAGGGGAUCUGGGCCCGCAGUGGAUGUAGGAGAGGGCAACACUUCAAGACCUGCAGCGCUCUCUUGGCCACUCAUCAUGCGCGCUUACUUCUGAGCUGGGAUUUCUGCGCAGGUGUAUGACGUAACCAUAUUUCUCCGUAAUCUCCGAAAAAAACGGCCUUGUGACGUGGCGUCCAGCGUGGCGACCGAAGCUAGUGCAGGGCGCAGUCAGUGCUUGCAGCUAUAUAGCAUCGUUUGGUGAGCCGUUGCCCGUUUUGCUCCUCAUCGCCUGUGUUGGAAGAUCGCUGGGAAGUAGCGAGGAAAACCAUGUUGAUAAAGUUUGAAAGCAAAUCUCAUCGGGUCAAAGGACUGUCGUUCCAUCCGUCUCGACCCUGGAUCUUGGCCAGUCUCCACAAUGGAGUCAUCCAGCUCUGGGACUACCGCAUGUGCACACUCAUCGACAGAUACGAUGAACACGACGGUCCAGUGAGAGGGAUAGACUUCCACAGCAACCAGCCACUGUUUGUGUCUGGUGGAGACGACUACAAGAUCAAGGUGUGGAACUACAAGCAGAAGCGCUGUCUCUUCACUCUGCUCGGUCAUCUCGACUACAUCCGUACCACCUUCUUCCAUAAGGAGUAUCCGUGGGUUAUCAGUGCGUCGGACGACCAGACCAUUCGCAUCUGGAACUGGCAGUCUCGAACCUGCAUCUCUGUUCUGACGGGGCACAACCACUAUGUGAUGUGUGCCCAGUUCCAUGCCACGGAAGACCUGGUGGCCUCAGCCUCUCUCGACCAGACCAUCCGAAUCUGGGACAUCUCUGGUCUGCGUAAGAAGACGGUGGCCCCGGGAGCUAGUGGUCUGGACGACCAUCUCCGGAGCUCUGGGUCCACCGACCUGUUUGGCUCUGCUGAUGCCAUUGUCAAACAUCUCCUCGAGGGACACGACCGAGGAGUCAACUGGGUCUCCUUCCACCCAACCCUCCCUCUCCUGGUCUCGGCCUCUGACGACAGACAGAUCAAACUGUGGAGGAUGAACGAUGCCAAGGCAUGGGAGGUGGACACCUGUAGAGGUCACUAUAACAACGUGUCGUGUGCCAUGUUCCACCCGAGACAGGAGCUCAUCGUCAGCAACUCUGAGGACCGCAGCAUCCGAUUCUGGGACCUCACCAAACGAUCUGGUAUCCACACGUUUCGCCGGGACUCGGACAGGUUCUGGAUAGUAGCUGCCCACCCCACUCUCAAUGUCUUUGCAGCAGGUCACGACAAUGGGAUGAUGGUGUUCAAGAUGGAGCGGGAGCGACCGGCCUUCACCGUCCACCAGAACACACUCUACUAUGUCAAGGAUAGGUUCCUGAGGAAAUACGAGUUUGGCACUUCCAAAGAUGUCCCUGUCAUGGCCAUUAGGAGGGCUGGAGGCUCAUAUCGUGCUGCUCCUCAUCUCCUGGCGUACAACGCAGCCGAGAAGGCCGUCCUCCUCUGCUCUAAUACUACGUCAUCUGAGAAUGCCUUCUACGAGCUGUUCACCAUGCCCAAGAACCCUGACCCCUCCAAUCCCGAGUUUGUGGAGGGGAAGCGUUCAUCGGGUCUGACUGCCGUCUGGCUGGCCAGGAACAGAUUUGCAGUCCUGGACAAGACACACCAGCUGAUAGUCAAGAACCUCAGUAACGAGGUGACCAAGAAGGUCCAGUGUCCACCAUGUGAGAGCGUCUUCUAUGCCGGGACGGGUCAUCUGCUCCUCAAGGAGGCUGACACUGUCAAACUCUUUGAUGUCCAGCAAAAGAGGACACUGAGCAGUGUUAGAGUGGCCAAGGCAAAGUACGUGGUCUGGUCUCAGGACAUGAGCCAUGUGGCCAUCCUCGGGAGGAACGCCGUGGUGAGAGGGGACACGCGAUACAUUUGCCUGGACAAGAGACGCACAAAGAGACGCGGGCGCUCUCGUGGCUCGACACCCCACAGCAGUACAGUGUUGCACAUGGUGCGGAGUGCCAAGCUGGUGGGCCAGAGUAUCAUAGCCUAUCUCCAGCAGAAAGGCUACCCCGAGGUGGCCCUCCACUUUGUCAAGGACGAGAGAACCAAGUUUGCCCUCGCCCUCGAGUGUGGCAACAUUGAUAUUGUGGAGAUGGCCUACCAGCGCACAAAGAACUUUGAGCGACUAUCGUUCCUCUAUCUCAUCACCGGCAACAUGGAGAAGCUCAAGAAGAUGACAAAAAUUGCUGAGAUCAGGAAGGAUUGUGAGCAGUCAGUACCACAAUGCUCUCUACACUGGAGACGUGACAGAGAGAGCUAUAAACUACUGAGGACUGUUGGUCAGGGUACUGCCAGAGGUCCACCCCAGCUCCAAGCUCCUCCUCCCUCCUCCAGCCAUCAGCCACAAACGUCUCUGGCUGGCCUCUGCUCACUAGGACGUAGGAGGAGGAGGAGGGGGAGCUGUGAGGGAGGGAGGGGAGGAGGGAGAAGGGAGGAGGGAGGGGUGGAGGCUGGGAGUGGAUGUGAUCUCGAUAUUCCGGAGGAUAUUGGUGACGUGGGGCCAGCAACCUCUGAAGGGGAGGGUUACUUUGUUCCUCCCACCAAAGGAUCUCCUCCCUCUCAGGUGUGGGCGACAAAGUCCCAGCUCCCAGGAGACAGUGUGACUGCUGGUGCCUUUGAGAGUGCCAUGAGACUUCUCACAUAUCAAGUUGGAGUGGUUAACUUUGAGCCCUACAAGUCGCUGUUUCUACUGACCUUCAGCCACAGUCGUACGGCCAUUACGGGCAUCCCUCUCCUCCCUCCCCUCCUCACCUACCCACUCAGGAACUGGCAAGAAGCAGGGACAAGGAACGGCCUACCAGCCCUAGGACUGAAACUAGAUUCUCUGGUCACCCGUCUCCAGGGAGCCUACCAGGCCACCACAGGAGGCAAGUUCAGUGAUGCAGUGACCAAGUUCAGAGAGAUACUCCUCUCCCUCUCUCUACUGGUGGUGGACAACAGGUCUGAACUGGAGGAGGGCAACUUUGAGGAACAGAAGAGACAGUGUGAGAUGGCGGCCUACUUCACUCACUGUGAUCUCCAGCCCAUCCAUCUCAUCCUCACUCUUCGAACUGCUCUCAACCUCUUCUACAAGCUAAAGAAUUUCAAAACUGCUGGUUCGUUUGCUCGCCGGCUCUUAGAACUUGGACCCAAGGCUGAGAUAGCUGCACAGACAAGGAAGAUCCUGCAGGCCUGUGACAAAAACCCAACUGAUGCCCACAAACUGCUGUACGAUGAACACAAUCCUUUCUCCGUCUGUGGAGCCAGCCACAAACCCAUCUAUAGGGGCAAGACGCAGGAGAAGUGUCCACUGUGUGGAGCCAGCUACAUGCCUGACUACAAGGGAACAGUCUGCAAGAUUUGUCUGGUAUCAGAGAUAGGGAAGGACAGUAUUGGUCUGCGUAUUAGUGCCAUUCAAUUCCGAUAAACUCUUAUGUAUUAUUGAUUUCUGAACAGUGAAGAUUAUUGGCAGUCUUUCUAUUGCGCCACUACAAAUGUACAUACAUUGUGCUAAGAUGAACUUGGUGUAAUUUAAUUUUCCUGGAAGUGAUACAGUAAUGGCGUAUGACAUAAUGAAAAGUG
Molecule: messenger RNA, 4323 nt
Organism: Geodia barretti
Lineage: Eukaryota; Metazoa; Porifera; Demospongiae; Tetractinellida; Geodiidae
Source: the annotation of a GenBank genome assembly